AUGGCAGACGCGAGAGCAACGACGUGCUAUCUGAAUGGUCUUUCUCUUCGCACAAUCAAUGAAGUUGAGAAGAUCUUGCGAUCUCUUCCUCGAGAAGGCGAUCCUUGUGAAAUCCAAUGUUCUCAACCAUCGACCGGUGGAAGUGUUGGACGGAGUACUGCAGAUGUCAUUGUUUCAAAAUCUCUGAAAAUCCACGAAGAUCCGAAACCAUUGGUUCUUUCUCCACCAACUAAACAAGAAAUUCCGAAGAAAUCAAAGGGGAAAAAGACGAUUUCAGAGUACAGUUGUGUUAGUUUGAAGUCUGAGGAAAUGAAGAAAAUGGAAGUGAUUGCUUCUUCUGUCUCUGGUACUGGAUCAAAAAUUCAAUGUAAAGUACUGACGGAUCAAAUUCAAGUGAAUCCAAUCAUGUCAUGUAAUGGAGUUGUUCUGUCACUUGACGUCGAAGUCACUAUUCCGGAUCGUCAAGAGAAAAAGAAAAUGAAAUUGGAAAUUGAAUGUCCUGACUUCAUGCCAGCUCGUAUCAAGAUUGGAAACAAGUGGAAGACUAUCGUCUAA
This is a messenger RNA of Caenorhabditis remanei, 555 nucleotides long. RefSeq lists its product as uncharacterized. The coding region runs from base 1 to 555 and encodes 184 amino acids. The record is from RefSeq and is a predicted model, not a curated record. Lineage: Eukaryota; Metazoa; Nematoda; Chromadorea; Rhabditida; Rhabditidae. The transcript is spliced from 4 exons.